UAUCCACAGGCUUCCAAGGAUCGAGAAUUAAUGGAAAGUGAGAUACGCAAGGUUUAUUCUCCUUCUUGUCCUCCGAUAUAUUUACUACGAUAAAGCACCAAACAGACCCCUCUGGUCAAUGGCUAUUGCUGCGUCCGCCGAUUGUACGAUUCCCAAACAUACUGGCUGUCCCUAUCUGAAGAGCGCAAGAAUGUUCAGGAACUGAUCUUAAUCCAUGGCGGGUGUUGAGAUUAGGGAUAAGGAUAAGCUAAUGCAGACAAUUUCUGCUCGCGGUUGGUCGUUUGGAGAUUUCCUUGGUUUUUCGAUAUGACCAUGGUUCCUACUCAAAGCCCCUCCAAUUCCAAACAGCAUCGGUACGGCGGCUGCGGUGGCUAUUCAAUCUCGGAGAGUUUGGGUCUUAUGAGCCGAUUGGAAGGGUAUGAUUCUGGUAGCGAAGCUUGCCGGAGAUCUGAUCCGGUGAUUGAUGAUCCGAUGGCCGAAGACGAGUCCAGAACUGAGAGCGUGAACGAGGCAGGCUCGAGCUCCAAGGAUGUUCAGGACGAGAGGGACGAAGGGUGGCUGCAAUUGGGACUUGGCGGCCACACGAGCAGCCAUGAAAGCAAGCUCGACAGAGAGGAUCGAAGAACUGAAAGAGGGCGCUUGGUAGAGCUUGAUCUUCUACCGCCGCCUGGUAGUACGCAACUAAUACGACCAAUACCCCCGGAAUUUCGAGCUCCGAGGCCGGUUUCGAAUCUUCUCGGUUCAUCUAGUUAUAAUUCGUCGGUGUUCUUGCAACAAGCAAGAAGUAGACCGGCUAUGUUUCCUCUUCAUCAAGAGAUUAACUGGGCGUUUAGGCCCGUACCGCAAAGCGUAGCAGUAGGUUCGUCAUCUUCGUCUUCGUCGUCUUCUUUCUUAUUGGGACCAUAUUUAACCCAACCAUUCGGAGCUCACGUCGGAGUAGGCGUAGCUGGAGCAAGUUCAGAUUUCAGAGUCAUUGAUCCUCCUCCGAGACCUCAUUCCGGCAUAUGGUUUAUGCUUCAAGCAUCACAACACCAGGCGAUAAAACCCUUUUUGCCUCAAAUACCCAAGAGCUACAUGAGAAUUAAGGAUGGAAGGAUGACAAUUCGGUUAUUAAUGAAGUAUCUGGUCAAUAAGCUGAGUUUGGAUAGCGAAUCAGAGAUAGAGAUUACAUGUAAAGGGCAAAAGCUUGUACCUCUCCUGACAUUGCAGCAUGUACGAGACAACAUAUGGAGUCCAAGGAAUGCAGUCACUCUACUCGCAAACUCCUCGACCACAGAUCAUGUCAUGGUGCUACAGUACAGUAGGAGUGCUUAAUCCAUUGUCAGAAACAAAAGAAUUAUCAAUUAUUUAUGCCUAGUACCGUUGAUAAAUUAUCAUGCUUUCUUUCCUAUCUUUUCUUAUUUCCUUUACAAAUUUCUUUUUUUUUCUUCUUGUUUCUCCCCUUUCUCUAUUAAUUUUCAUGCCCCAAAGUAUAUUCAUGAUUUUGGGGUUUCAUAACAUAGCUUAAAAUGUAUAACCAAACUGUAGGAUCUUGGUAUUUCAUUAUUUCUUUUUGACCAAUUAAUCUAUUUAUCUUGGUCUUGACUCA
Molecule: messenger RNA, 1588 nt
Organism: Diospyros lotus (date-plum)
Lineage: Eukaryota; Viridiplantae; Streptophyta; Magnoliopsida; Ericales; Ebenaceae
Exons: 4
Coding region: 307-1314 (335 amino acids)
Biological process (GO): multicellular organism development
Source: RefSeq, a predicted model, not a curated record